AUGGUAUCCCAGCCGGUGUUUACGUUUGAUGCAUCAGUUGCUGCAGCUCAGGAUCAGAGAGAGAGUCUGUAUAUCGAUCCCGCAGAUCUCGCGUUGGGCUCGUCCCUCGUAUCUCUCCCGAAUGCCGCGUCAACGACGUCGCCUGGCGGUUCUGCAUCAGCACAUGCUCCCCUCCCCAACAUGUUCCCAGACUCAUCAGGCUCGUAUCAAUAUCUACCAGAUAGCGCCACCCACUUACCGUCGUCGACCACAUCCUCGUUCUUGGAUCCCGGACAGCAGCCCACGCCCGCCCCAUCCUUCGACCAGACCUCAGGUCUACAGCUUACCGGUAGCGAUCGAAUCCACAGUCCCAUGGAAGUCAACAGCACGUCUCACGAUCUCAACUCCGUAUACAGUGGUGGCCACUGGGGAGGGAACACGCUCGCGGACCCAUCGGCCUUGCCCCUGUAUUACAGUACCGGUACCGAGAGUGGCGAGGCGGCCUGGAUGACGUCCCCACAGGAGGCGUGGGCGCAAUACGUUGGGGCGGAGAGCUUCGAUACGGUCGCAGUAUAUGGGCUAUAUACCCAUUGA
Molecule: messenger RNA, 573 nt
Organism: Anthostomella pinea
Lineage: Eukaryota; Fungi; Ascomycota; Sordariomycetes; Xylariales; Xylariaceae
Source: the annotation of a GenBank genome assembly